ACAAUCAGGCUCUAAUUGUGACGAUGAGACCACAGUUUGACGGGUUCCUUGGGAGACGGGUGCGCUAGAGAGAUGGACACGAUUCCAAAGCGCUACUGUCUGCUUUAUCAAGUCACUUUAGUAUUGUUUGUCCUUGAGAUGAUAGUUCCUGCCCGAUGCUGGCAUAACUUAGACAAUGGUGAGUUCCAUUGCUGGCCGGAACACGCAAGCGAUGACAGACCAGAAACAUAUAACGAGUGUCCAGGGAUAACUUUACGCUGGAUAGAUCCCCCUCCUGACAGCGUACGGGCUCAGAAACACUUCAACGUCACUUACGAGCUGUUAGUGGAUACAAUCUUCUAUGAAUGGGCAGAGGAUAGGCAAAUAUUCGAUGCGAUUACGAAUGGCACAAAGGAUAAAAGGAAAGGUCAGACAGCAAAGCAAUGGUGCGUUCACACGAAGUGUCCAAGUCCCAGUCAGGCUUCCAAAGAAAACUGUUGUGUUAAUCACGUGAAUGUCCAUUCAUGUCCCUUACACCUGACUCCUAGGAUUUGCGGUCCCUGGGUGUCCCCCAAUGGAACUAUCUUUACCCACUCUGAGGUCAUGGUCGGAAAUGUAACUCAGGGGAACUGGACCAGUUUGAUCAGGGGCCUAUUUGAGGUUGGCCAGACCGAGUUACUGGCUCACUUUAAGCUGGGGAAUAUGCACAUAGCUCUUCAUAAGUCUGUCAAGGUGUUACCAUCGACAGUGUGCGGUGAUGAAGUCUGUGAAGCAGGUGAGGAAAAUUGCCAGGUGUGUCCACAUGACUGCGGGCCGUGUCCGCUCCCCAGGUGGCAGAUUGGUCUGAUGGUAACUGCUGGGGUGGUGGUGCUCAUCACCGUAGCCACUAUAUUUGGAUACUUUCAUUGGAAGCAACAGAAGUUGCUAUGGGAUGAAAGUUGGAUAAUUUCCUACGGCGAUGUGUUAGCAGAUACUACAUACAAUGGUUUACUGGGCAGUGAAUGGAGCCUUGCUGCCAGCUCAGCCAGCUCUGUCAGCCAAUUUAAUGCUGAUGUGGGAGAGAAGAACAAUUUUGCAGCAACAGCCAGAGUGAAGCAAAUCUUCACGCAGACUGGGAUUUUCAAGAACAGACUGGUCUCCAUAAAAAGAAUAGAGAAGAGGUAUUUCAGCUUAACCAAAGUUAUCAGGUUGGAAGUCUCACAAGUCAGACAGCUGGAUCAUGUUAACCUGGUAAAAUUUAUUGGAGGUUGUGUUGAGAUCCCUACUGUGGCCAUUAUCACAGAGUACUGCCCUAAAGGAGGCCUUAAUGAUGUGCUGCAAAAUGAUGAGAUCCCUCUCACCUGGGCUUUCAGAUUUUCUUUUAUACACGACAUAGCUCGUGGUUUGCAUUUUCUCCACUAUAAUAAAAUAACCCAUGGGCGUCUCAAGUCUCCAAACUGUGUGAUAGAUGACAGAUGGACUGUGAAAAUAUCUGACUUUGGACUUGCUACAUAUCGUGAAGAUGUGGAAGAAGACAAGUACAGGAGUAAGGCCUGCAGAGUGUAUAGAGCCCCAGAGCUGACACACCUUCCUGCUGCUCAACCAACACCAGAGGCAGAUGUUUAUGCAUUUGCCAUCAUUCUUGUAGAAAUUGCCACAAGGAAUGGACCAUAUGGGGAGGAAGAUAUUGAUGACCUACCUGACCACUGGAAGCCCAGCCUACCAGAUUUACAAAGUUCUGGUAAAACAAGUAAAGAAUACUCUUGUCCUUGUGGUGACCAGUACAUUCAGUUAAUAAAGCGCUGCUGGAGUGACAAUCCAUUUGACAGACCAAACUUUGAACAAAUUAAGCGACAAAUCCACAAGAUCAACCCCAAUAAACAGAGCCCAGUGGAUAUGAUGAUGACCAUGAUGGAGAAAUAUUCAAAGCAUCUGGAAGUGAUGGUUGCAGAGAGAACUCAGGAUCUGAUGGCAGAGAAGCAGAAAACAGACAGACUAUUAUACAGCAUGUUACCUAAAAGUGUAGCAGAUGCCCUGCGUCUUGGAAAACCAGUUCAAGCAGAGUCCUUUGAGUCCUGCACCAUUUUCUUUAGUGACAUUGUGGGUUUCACUGAGCUGGCAGGACACAGCACACCUCUGGAGGUGGUCACACUGCUCAAUAAACUGUACACAUGCUUCGAUGAAAUCAUUGACAGAUACAGUGUAUAUAAAGUGGAAACAAUAGGGGAUGCAUAUAUGGUUGUAUCAGGAGUUCCAAUAAGAAAUGCAAACCACCACUGUAAAGAAAUAGCUAAUCUGGCUAUUGACUUGGUAAAGGAAAGUGAAAUGUAUGUUAUACCUCACAAACCUUAUGAGUCACUCAGGAUAAGAGUGGGACUGCACUCAGGUCCAGUGUGUGCAGGAGUAGUUGGUUUGAAGAUGCCCAGGUACUGUCUGUUUGGUGAUACUGUGAACACUGCCUCCAGGAUGGAGUCUACAGGGGAAGCUGGGAAAAUCCACAUAAGUGAUACCACAUACCAGCUGCUACAGGAGUAUCAGGGGUUCUGCUGUCAAUCCAGGGGGACCAUCCCUAUCAAGGGAAAAGGGGACAUGAAAACCUGGUGGUUAGCAACAUUCCCGGCAAACAGACUAGAAGAAGUGAAAGCUAACAUUCUCAGAAAUGACAGCAUCAAUGAAAUACUAGGCUGCAAAAGAAAGAAAAAGAAGAAAAUGAAAAGAAGUAGAAAUAUAUACUCCAACUGUCCAGAUUUGAGAAAUACAGCUGACAGUGCAUUAGGACAAAAGCCCACUCAAGACCACUGCCAGAUGGACUUCACAAUCUGCUGACCAAGUCAAUAAAGACAGUGUAUAUUUGUGUAUAUUGGGUCAAAAAUAUGACAAGAAGUAACAUGCAACUUUCAGUAUGGUUUUUAACUUUCAACAUGCGUCAUUAUAGAAGAUCCUUACUGAAAUGGAUUUGUCAGCAUAUUUUAAAAUGUAUUCACAGAACAUUCAAGACAAAAAUUAAUUAUGGUUCUAUAUAUAUAUAUAUAUAUUUUAUUACCUUACCCAAGCUAACAUUAUUGCCUGUGUGUUUAUACCCAGAUGCUAAACACAUCUAAGGAAAACAUAAAAGUCGGUACCUGUAUGAUGAGUUACAUGCAUUUUAAAAUUAUGCCUUAUUCCUUUCAGUGUCAGGGGAGUAAAACAGAGGUAGAAAAGUUUGUAAUAUGGGAGCCAUAUACAUGUAUGAAACCACAAUCGGGUAUAUAUGCAUAGAAAAGCAGUAAGAAAAGUUUUUUUUAAUCAUAAAACACCUUCUGCCAAAAAUUAAUAACAUUGAAAGCACUUUCAUUGUACUGAUAAAUCAAAACAGGAAAUGGGUGAAAAAGUGAAAGACACUGAAUGAAAUCAACAAUCAAAUUUCACUAUUAUUACAAAAGUUGGAAACAACUGUUCAAGUGAAAACAAGGCUGUGCAAGUCUUAAGUCUUCCUUGUUUAAGUCACAAUUACUUGAUAAAAUGAGAGUCAUUGUACUCUAAUGAAUAUGCAUUGCAAUAUUUACCUUUUUGAAACACUUUGUUUAUAAUUUUGACACAUUGUGAACUGUUAUCCUAUAAACCCUUUGAAAGUAAACUUGGAACUAAAGUCCCAUGCAAAAUUGUUGCUGAUUUUGACCAUAUCAAGAGCAAGUUUGGCACCUCGGCAUCAAAAUCAUGUCUAUAGAUGUGUUGAGUCCACAGAUCUUUAUUCAUUGCACUAAUCUGUGUAAAAAAUUGUCUUUCAAAUAUUUGAAAACAUAGAAUUAAUGUUUCUAAAAAGGUCAAAUUUUGUAUGACCGUUGUCAUGUGCCAAUUCAUAAAAUAAGUCUUCGUUCACAUGGAAAGUCUAUUUUCUAAAAAUCUAUUUUCUA
This is a messenger RNA of Lingula anatina, 3851 nucleotides long. Its product is annotated as atrial natriuretic peptide receptor 1. Gene Ontology annotation, biological process: cGMP biosynthetic process; protein phosphorylation; intracellular signal transduction. Gene Ontology annotation, cellular component: plasma membrane. Gene Ontology annotation, molecular function: guanylate cyclase activity; ATP binding; adenylate cyclase activity. The record is from RefSeq and is a predicted model, not a curated record. Lineage: Eukaryota; Metazoa; Brachiopoda; Lingulata; Lingulida; Lingulidae.